AUGAAGACCGCAGUUUUAUUUCUAUCCGUCGGCCUGGCGUCAGCCCAGGUUUUGAAUAACUCCACUGGUGUUUUCAGUAAUUCCACCAGCAGCUUUGCCUCGCCCAAUGUGGAUAUCAACAACCUCAACCUCGGUGGACAGGUGGACCUCAACAGCUUGGACGUCAACGGCCUAAACCUAGGCAAUAUCGAUCUCGGUAACCAAGAUGAGAUCGUUGAUGCUAUCCUGGCUAUGCUUGGCGGAUUCUGUUUGGGUGGGCAAUUCAACCGCAAUAAUAUCCUGGGGUUUGGCUUCAACAAUGAUGUCGAUCUAUUCUUCCAGCUUGCUCAGCUGCAACAAUUCCAGCAGCUUGGCUUCCUCAAUCUGGGAGGUGUGCAAAAUCUGUUCAGCAAGGGGAAGGUACUUGGGGGGUUCAACCUAGGUCCGCAUACUUUUUUCCCCCAAAACCAAGUGAAGCUUUUGCUGACCAUGUCGUCAGGCCUCUUCAAACGAGAAAUUGCUGAUGCCAGGAAGACCAUGAAGCGAACCGUACUUCGCCGUGGACGGUAUGCCAAACGUCAGUCGUGUGCUCAAGGGGCUGGAUCAGGCGCCAUCGGUUCGGGGGUUGGUGGUCAGGAAGAAGCUGCUUUCACAAUUGCGACAGCUGAGAACCCGCCAUUGGAGACAGCUAUUGCGACGGCGGCGGCGGACUUCACGAUCGCCACCGCUUAUCCUGGAGUUGAUGAUCUUGUUGAGUCCGUUGACUCGGCCGAUUUUGAGGCAGUUUUUAGCAUCGCCACAGCAAACCCAGAUGUUGUCGUUGGUGCCGCCAAUGAUAUCUAUGCGUCAUCCGCUGGUGUUGCUACUGCCACUCCUGCUGUUGAUUCAGCUUCAGCAGUUGUUCAAGCCUUUGCCACGAUCACCGCUGAGGCAGUAGCAGCUCCUGCUUCCGUUGCUAUUCCAGCCGCAGCUGAGACCGCUAUUCCGGCUGUUGCUAUUGAGGAAGUUGAGGAGGCUGGGGAGGUCGAUGUGGAGGACGCUGUCGAUAACCUGUCAGACCUCACCCGUUAA
Podospora pseudocomata is the source of this 1050-nucleotide messenger RNA. RefSeq lists its product as uncharacterized. Bases 1 to 1050 code for a protein of 349 amino acids. NCBI's taxonomy places the organism in Eukaryota, Fungi, Ascomycota, Sordariomycetes, Sordariales, Podosporaceae. The transcript has a single exon. The record is from RefSeq and is a predicted model, not a curated record.